Thunnus maccoyii (southern bluefin tuna) is the source of this 1910-nucleotide messenger RNA. RefSeq names its product zinc finger protein 233-like. Gene Ontology annotation, cellular component: nucleus. The transcript has 2 exons. NCBI's taxonomy places the organism in Eukaryota, Metazoa, Chordata, Actinopteri, Scombriformes, Scombridae. Gene Ontology annotation, molecular function: RNA polymerase II cis-regulatory region sequence-specific DNA binding; DNA-binding transcription factor activity, RNA polymerase II-specific. Gene Ontology annotation, biological process: regulation of transcription by RNA polymerase II. The record is from RefSeq and is a predicted model, not a curated record. The coding region runs from base 133 to 1239 and encodes 368 amino acids.
CAUUAAAACUCGAAGAAGAAAGAAGACGCAGAAGAAGAAGAAAUAGAUGAAGAAGAAUAUCAACUAGAGAGAGAUCGUCGUUAAUUAGUUAGUUUUCUCUUUUCCUCCGCUGUGACUGAACUCCGGGGGGAAAUGUGCAGCUUUCAGGGUCUGAAGGUUUUCGUCCAGCAGCGGUUAACUGCGGCUGUGGAGGAGAUAUUUGGACAUGUUGAGAGGACAAUAACCGAGUAUGAAGAGGAGAUGGACCGCCGACACCGCAGGCUGCUGGACGAGGUUUCCAGACCUGGAAUUACAGCAGUGUUUGCUGCAGACAUCCAGCAGCUGUUGGAGAGUAAAGAAGAGGUUCCCCCUGAGCAGCAGCAGGAGUGGAGCUCCGGUCUGGACCAGCAGGACCCAGAAGAUCCCCCACACAUUAAAGAGGAACAGGAGGAACUCUGGACCAGUCAGGAAGGAGAGCAGCUUCAAGGGCUGGAGGAAGCUGAUAUCACCAAGUUCACCUUCACUCCUGUCCCUGUGACGAGUGAAGAUGAUGAUGAUGAUGCAGAGAAAUCUCCGUCCUCACAGCUUCAUCAAAGACAAACUGAGGAAAUGAAAACAGAAGCUGACGGAGAGGAACCAGCCAGCAACAUAUGUCCAGAAAGACAUUUACAACCGGAUAGACAUGUGAAGACCUCUCACUUUCCUGAACCCGAGACUGAAGACAGGACUUACUGUUGGGUGGAGAUCAGAGAACUUCAACCAGAUUUAAACACUCUCAACAAUAGUAUAGCACCUAUAAACGAUAUGAGGUGUAAUACUGGUAUAAAAUCGUACAGCUGCUCAGAGUGUGGUAAAAGACUCAGCCAGAAGGGGACUCUGCGGAGACACGUGAGAAAAGUUCACAGGAGAGAGAAACCGUUCACCUGCUCGGUCUGUAAUGGAAAUUUUAGUCAGGCGGUGACAUUAGAGCAACACAUGAGAAUCCAUACCGGGGAGAAACCGUUCAGCUGCUCCGUCUGCGCAAAAAAAUUCACGCAAAAGAGAAAUCUGAAAUGCCACAUGACGGUCCACACGGGGGAGAAACCGUUCAGCUGCUCCGUCUGCGCUAAAAGAUUCACGCAAAAGAGGAUUUUGAAAGGCCACAUGACGGUCCACACGGGGGAGAAACCGUUCAGCUGCGGCGUUUGUGAGAAACGCUUCACCAGACGGUCGCGAGUCAAGAAUCAUAAGUGUGUCGCUGAGAGGAGCAGCAGUCUGUAGCAAACGUUUCCAUCUAAAGAAAAAGACACCUGAGAGUCGACACAGGAGAGGAACCUUUUUUAGUACAUUUAAAAACACUGCAUACAGUUGAUUUAUAAAUACUGAUAUUAUUAUUAUAAAUGUGUUGUUGAGAGGAGCAGCAUGUUGCAGAGCAGCUUGUUGAUGCGAAUUUGGCAACUUUGUGGUAAAAGAUUAACAGAAAAGACGAAUCUUACAAAUGAGUGGAGCCAUGUCUGCAAACUGUAAAGCUUGAGUCAGGGGUAAAAUCUUUGAUAAUUUAUGCACACAAAUAUAGUAAACUAUAUCUUCAAAUUGGAAAAAUUGUCCACAGGAAUUGAUGACUCAUACUGUCAAAUUAAUAGUUUGUCUAAUUAGUCAUUUGUGUUUUAGAAUCACUUUAUUUGUGUCCGUAAAGUGCUUUAAAGUUUGUCUCAUUAUCAACAAACAGAGGAGAGUGUGGACGGACUCUUGUGCUCACAUGAGACAAUUUUUUUUUUCCCCGCUUCUUUUCGUCGUUGCCAUGGCAAUGCACGUCCAUGAAUUGGGGGGGGGGCGGAGCUUCUGAAGGAGCACGAAGGGAAGGGUGUUCACCGUUUGGGUGUUUAGUUCAAAUAUCAACAAUCUUUCUCGAGAAUGACUGAUUCUUUGUUUGAUAGCAUUCAAUUACAACA